AUGGAGUGUGCGACGUCUGGUCCUGAUUUUUAUAAUAGUCUACAGAAGAUCCUCGUCUUCAAUGCUGAAUUACAUCUUUGGGUAAAAACAAUAGGAAAAUUCGCUAAUCCUCAAUCACCAUGGCGUUGGGAUGAUCAAAAGAGUGCAUUAGUUCAAGAUAUAGAUGUAACUGUUGAAAAAGCUGGUAUUAAUUCUGAAGUAGCUUCAGGAAAAAUCGAUCUAUGGAAUUUAUCACCAGGAAGCCGUCCUCCGGCCUACGAAAAAUAUCCAUUAGAAAAAUCAAAAGAUAAAACAGUUGUAUCAAUUGGAGAUAUUAUUCAUACUGCAUUAAAUACGGCUAGUGAUACUUAUUUUGUUCCAGAAAAAUUUGCUGAUUUUGUUAAACGACCAGAACUUGAAGACUUUUUUCUUCAUUUAAUCAAUUAUUUUUAUUGGUAUUUCGAAUAUAACGAGUCUCAAGUUGUAACAAAUCCACUUUGUGUAGAAUUUAAUUAUGAAGAACGAGAUCGUAUAUCUAAUGCUGAAGGUCAUAUGAAUACAGCUCUUUUAUUUGUUGCACAAAAAUAUAGUAAUAUUGUUCUUGGCACUGGUCUUAAACAAUUUCAUCAUUUCUAUUGGAUCGAAGGUCUUGAUGGUGAUCCGUUAACAAAAAAACGAGAUAUUAUUCCAUAUAGUGGUCGUGUAUCACGAACAUUAAUUGAUCGUGGUUAUGCAGAAUUAUUAAUUAUAUUUGCUACAAUUGUUAUACGGAUUACAUUUGAAAAAAAACAACGUGAAGUAAUUGAAGCUGAAAUUGGAAGAAUUAUUCGAACCAAUGCUUUUCCGAAUCCAACUUAUUCAUCAAUUCAAAUUCGAACUCGAUCAACACGAACAGCAACGAGUGAUUAUACUACAAGCAGAAAUAGUGAAAAUCCAUCGAGUCAUAUGAUGUCAGAACGGAAAGGUACUGGAGGAAGUCAACGAAGUAUUCGAUCACAAAAAACAAUAGCAACAGCAUCAACGGAUAUGAGCCAUACUUCUAAUGGUAGUAAUAAAAGUGGAACAAAACGACAACCAUUCCAACGAUUAUUAACGCAACGAUCACCUAUUGUUGUUACUUUACUUCCAACAGCACGUGAUCAAAGUGCUUGGUUAUUUUCACGACGUCACGGUAAAAAUGAUACACGCCCGAAAAGUCCUAAUAUGAUAUCUGAAAAGGAAUUUCAAAUACGACAUGAUGUUGGUGUGCUUGGUCAACCGAUUGAUACAUUAACAUUAAUUGUUAGUGCAAAUACACCAGCUGUAAAUACAUCUGCUUCUCAACUGUCACAUAUCGAUUUAAAUCGACGAAGUAGUGAUACUGAUAGCGGAAUUUGA
Rotaria sp. Silwood2 is the source of this 1356-nucleotide messenger RNA. The record is from the annotation of a GenBank genome assembly. NCBI's taxonomy places the organism in Eukaryota, Metazoa, Rotifera, Eurotatoria, Philodinida, Philodinidae.